GAUGUAUUGAUGAGGAAAACUGUAUUGCAAAAGUUAAUGGUGAAUUGUUUAUAUGAUUCCCGCUUAGCUAACAAAGCUAGUUUCCUAACUAAGCUCAUAUCCUAUGCUAAUUUCUUACUGACUUAUUAGCAUAAAGCAGUAACAAAUUGCUUUAAGAUGUCAAUCCUUUCACUGGCCACUUCCAUUGCUCGUUUUUGAUGGACCAUGAGUUCCAACAUAUGCAAAAAUGCAAAAUAGAGAUGGCGUAUACCAGGAGAUGCAGGAACACGUGUGGAAAUGUUGUAUUGUGCGAGUUAUGAACCAAAAGGCGUUUAUUUUUACAAUAGAGCCCCCUUAUGGUUAGGAUGGUUGUUUUUUUUCUAACAAAUAUUUGCAAGUGCUGCUAGGAUUACUGUCUGUUAAAUUUUCGCCUUUGCAUCGUUGACACGACCAUUUUAACAGAAUAAUAAUGCUAAUAGUAAUAAUAACAACGCUGGUGCUUGGGCCCAGAACAAACAAUACGUUUCAUUUAUCACCGUUGGGUUUUAGACAAAAAAAACUCUGUAUGCAAAAUGAUUCUAUUCCAUUUGGCCGAGUCUUCUGUCUUCCUUUUGCGAUUAUCAAUUUAAGGCUGAUGAGAACCAGAGUGUGAGGAGUCUGAUAUGUACCAUUUCCCCAUGGUACAUGAAUGCAACACACCAGCAGAGGAACUCUCCCUGCGCAUGCGCCCAGUAUUAGCAUUACGAGUAUACUCUAAUGUCUGUUUGUGCUUCUAAAAGGUGUGUUGUCAUUUAGUCACAUCGGUGUGUUUUUGUUGCACGCAUAUGUUAGUGUCCUUGGAGCGAGUCAGUGUCCGUCCAUGUAUCGCACAGAGAAGCUGUAGCUACCGCACAGCCGAGCAAACGGACUAUGUCUGCAAAUAAAACAAAGAAAGUCAAGAUGGCUACUAAAUCUUGUCCUGAAUGCGACCAACAGAUUCCAGUUGCGUGCAAGUCCUGUCCGUGUGGUUACGUGUUUAUAAGCAGAAAACUUCUAAAUGCCAAAUUAAAUGAGCGCUCUUCUCCAGCUAUAGCAGACAAGCUGGACUUUAAGCGGAGGAGGACAGAACGCAUUCGCAGAGAAAGGAUAGACUCUUCUUUAACCAGUGACAUGGAGAACAGGAGAAGAUCCCGAGCCAACAGCCAAUCGGAUCCCAUUCGGAGGGGACGGGGCAGACCAAAGACAGUGGGUCUGAAGAAACAGGAAGAGGAGAAAGAGAAACAAGAGAAGGAGGUGGAUAUGUAUGCCAGUCUUUCAGAUGAGAAGGCCUUUGUGUUUUCUGUGGCCUUGGCUGAGAUCAACCGCAAGAUAUUGGGUCAAAGACUCAUCUUAUAGAUUAAGGCCUGCCUACAUGAGAAUCCUGGCACAGAGAACCUACCAUAUAAAAACUAUCAAACAGCAAGGGGAUAACCAAAGAGGGCAGAACUGUCUGGAGCUGAACUUUGAUCUGGAUGUCUUUCACUUGGAUGAUGGGAUGAGAUUGAGAAACCUGCGGAAGCUUCAGACUGAAGUAGAGGGUGUUGUCGUUGGGGGAUCACAGCUCUUCAGCACCUUGUAUUAUACACCCACCACAGACAUGCAAAUAUAUGUUUCUAGAGUAUGGAUUGUGUUGUAACGACAUACGUAGAACCAGGAAAAGAAGCAUAGAUGAUAUUUCCCAACUUUUCUGCAGAUACAAAUAUGACAUUUCACUAAAGAAAUACUACAUUCAUCUGAAAUAAAGACUGUUAUCAAGUGAACAUCCUCAAUUGACAGCAGCUCCACGUUAAUGGGAGGGACCAAGAUAUUGUGGUAGCUGCGUGCUUUCUUAUAAACUGAAGAUGCAAUAAAUAUUUUUUUUAAUUUCCAUUGUUAAGUGAUCUAUAAGUAAUGUUGAGCACGUAGUGCAUCCUAUGCACAGUACACACCAUGUAUUUAUUAGUUACUUUUAUAGACUAUGUCAAAUGUUCUUAUUGAAGAAGAAUUUCACCUUGCUUUGAAUUAAACUAGAUAACAAAAAUUGCAAUCGACUAAAGACGGUGUCCGGCUUUCCUAGAUUCAUAAAGGAAGUCAGAAAAAUCUUUCUCCAAUUGUGAGGUCGUGCUGAUGCAGUGAAUACCUUCUUUUAAAAUAAAUGAAUUUCAUCAAUCUAUCCAACUUUGAUUCAAUCAGCAAUUUUUGUUGGCUAAUUAAUUCAUGUUCUGUUUGAUGGGCCAUGCAUGUGUGUGUGUGUGUGUGUAUAUAUAUAUAUAUGUGUAUAUUUUAUAUCAAUAAUUAUAUUUUCCACAUAAAUGAAAAGACACCAUACACCCAAAAUAGACUGUCAAGGCACAAAAACAUCCUUUGCAGAUUUUUUAUUUCUUAAUCGUCAUGUCCCAAGAGUCAUGAAAUUCAGUUCUAUUACUUCAGAAUAUUAAAAACAAUGAAAAACACUUUUUAGUGUUUUAGGUUUAGUUACAGAUACAAGAUAAAUACCACAGUCCAGUUCUGUGGAUUGAAUCCGUUUGGGACAUGAGGAACUAUGAUGCUAAAACAAACCCUUCACUGAAAGCAAGUUGUGGAUGAUUUUUGGAUUUUAAUACUCCAAAAUUUAAAAUUUUAAUGUAGUCCCUGAAUGUAUCACAUGGGUCAGAAAUCUUAUGCUAUUCUACUCUUUUCUGGACUGUAUAAUCUUUUUUUUUUUUUAAAUGCCUUUAAUCCUCUCAUUUUAAGCAGAUGAUAUAGAAAACUGAUGUGUUUUGAGACAAAAUGGAUUGUUUCAAAUUCUCACUAAAGACAACCUCCAUGUAAGAAAUGUAUCCUUCCCAUAUAUAUUAUCUACCCAAUAAAUGAAAUAAUAAACUCAGAUACCAGUAAAGUUAGACCAGUUGGCCACAUGCAUUCUGCUGGUUUUUUCUGUCAGUGUGUCGGUGUCAUUGUCACUGACGUUUUUCGUAACAAUGACUCGGCAUUACUCUCUUAACUCUUCUUUCACAGUUUGUAUCUGUAAAAGCUUGUGGUUAGCACUGUCUGGCUCUGGCCUGUCUGAGUGGAUUUGCAUGCUCUCCCUGUGACUGUUUCCUGCAGUCCAUCCAUGGGUGGCACAGACAUGCGGGUUGUUAAAAUAAUGACUGGUGUGGAUGUGAGUGAGAUGUGAACUGCACAAGUGAGUGACUGGACUGUCCAGGUGUUCGCCACCUCUCACCUAUGUGGACUGGGAUACACUAUACUGAGCAGACGCCAUGUGGAUAAUGGAUUGAUGGCUGUUAAAGAUUACAUCAUGUAUUUUGAAU
Messenger RNA from Anarrhichthys ocellatus (wolf-eel), 3269 nucleotides. RefSeq names its product chromosome unknown C16orf87 homolog (gene hdip1). The transcript is spliced from 4 exons. NCBI's taxonomy places the organism in Eukaryota, Metazoa, Chordata, Actinopteri, Perciformes, Anarhichadidae. The record is from RefSeq and is a predicted model, not a curated record. Bases 889 to 1353 code for a protein of 154 amino acids.